UCAAUAACUUUCAUUAUAAUAAAAAGGCACCUAAUCCAUAAUACAUGGCAGUUAUGAGGAAUAUCUGCAGGCUUUGGCUGCUCCUCUCUUUGUUUGGAUUCAGUCUAGUGUCAUUAAGGAGAAAAAGUUCCAGAUCCUCAUGGCAUAGUAGCGCUGUUGGACCUAGAACAGGUUCGAGUGAUAACAGUACACUACAAAAUGAUGAAGAUGAACCACUACCUAUGUUAGGUUGCUUGGUAGUGAUAACAAGCACUACAACUCUCACUGGCUACUAUGGAGACUCGGUUGUUUUACCUUGCAACUGUGAGGACCCAGAGACCAACCCCCGAACACUGAAGUGGGAAAAACCAUCUCUGGGCUCGGUGUAUUAUUUCACUGAGGAUUACACAGAACCAGAAGUACAUGAGGAGUAUGAAGGCAGAGUGGCUCUGGUGGAAGGUUCCCCUGGCAACUUGUCUCUGAUCAUAAAGAACUUGAGGGAAGAGGAUGCAGGGUCCUACCGCUGCAUUUCAGACUAUGGAACUGAACAUCUGGAGCUGAUAAUUGAAGAGGUUGUGAUUCUCGAGAGUCCUUGCCGUCUCCAGCAUCUUCUCGUGUUCAUGUUGGCUGUCCUCAUCCUCCUCCUCAUCACACACAUCACUGUAGGAGCCAUGAUCAUCCGCUGGAGGAACCAGGGUAUCGUCUUUUCUCAUUCAGGUACUGCCUCUUGUCCUUGCAACUGAAAGUGAAAACCUGAAAGAAUCUGCUGAGCAAAACAUUCUAAUUUGUAUUUACUUUAUAUUUUUUAUAUCACACUACGUGACUUUUGUAUUAAAUGCUAAUGCUUCAAUAGACAAUGACUUCCAUGUCAGCAAUGGUCAACUUAAAAUAUGAGGGAAUUCUGACUCUACAGUCCCAAGUUGGAAGUGUAACUGUGAUAAACAGUUGGUGCACUGAUUAAAAAUGAUAAAAUAAUAAAUAAUAAUGAAAAUAAU
Alosa alosa (allis shad) is the source of this 974-nucleotide messenger RNA. RefSeq names its product hyaluronan and proteoglycan link protein 1-like. Gene Ontology annotation, biological process: positive regulation of T cell proliferation; T cell costimulation; negative regulation of T cell proliferation. The transcript has 6 exons. Gene Ontology annotation, cellular component: external side of plasma membrane. Lineage: Eukaryota; Metazoa; Chordata; Actinopteri; Clupeiformes; Clupeidae. Bases 45 to 722 code for a protein of 225 amino acids. The record is from RefSeq and is a predicted model, not a curated record.